Molecule: messenger RNA, 2081 nt
Organism: Helicoverpa zea (corn earworm)
Lineage: Eukaryota; Metazoa; Arthropoda; Insecta; Lepidoptera; Noctuidae
Product: pyruvate kinase-like
Exons: 11
Coding region: 147-1730 (527 amino acids)
Biological process (GO): glycolytic process
Cellular component (GO): cytoplasm
Molecular function (GO): pyruvate kinase activity; potassium ion binding; magnesium ion binding
Source: RefSeq, a predicted model, not a curated record
CCACUUGUCUAUGACAUUGGGUUGACCUCUAAAAGUCCUUGCAUGCAUAGCAGCUGUCAAACUAAAUAAAACCACGGAAAGUAGUGAUAGAGUUAUUUCUGAAUUACAUGUUUUGAUAUCAUAUUUAUUUAACAAUCAUCAUUAUAAUGGAAUUUGCGGGUUCGAAUGACAAGCCUGCGAUGCAGAUGGGGGCCGCCAACGCGGCGUCCCACCUGCAGAACAUGUGCAGCCUGGACAUCGACUCCAAGUCCUCGUUCGUACGCCUGUCCGGCAUCAUCUGUACUAUUGGGCCGGCCUCCCGCGACGUAGCCAUGCUCGAGCGCAUGAUGGAGACUGGCAUGAACGUAGCCCGCAUGAACUUCUCCCACGGCUCCCAUGAGUACCAUGCGGAGACCAUCAAGAACUGCCGCGAGGCUGAGAAGAAUUACAGUGCUAAACUGGGCAGCCCCUUCUCGCUGGCUAUCGCUCUUGAUACUAAGGGACCUGAGAUCAGGACUGGGCUGUUGGAAGGUGGCGGCUCAGCCGAAGUAGAACUGAAGAAAGGCGACACGAUCAAGUUCACGACUGACCCCGCGUACGCCGAGCGCGGCACCGCGGCCACCAUCUACGUGGACUAUAAGAACAUCACCAGCGUGGUGAAGCCUGGCAACAGGAUCUUCAUCGACGAUGGACUGAUCUCCGUCAUCUGCCAGUCCGCUAGCAGCGACACUUUGACCUGCACUAUUGAGAAUGGAGGUAUGCUGGGUUCCCGUAAGGGUGUGAACCUCCCCGGUCUACCCGUCGACCUGCCCGCCGUCUCCGAGAAGGACAAGUCCGACUUGCUCUUCGGUGUUGAACAGGGCGUGGACAUGAUCUUCGCCUCGUUCAUCCGCAACGGCGCGGCGCUGACCGAGAUCCGCAACAUCCUCGGCGAGAAGGGGAGGAACAUCAAGAUCAUCUCCAAGAUCGAGAACCACCAGGGUAUGGUCAACCUGGAUGAGAUUAUUACCGCUUCGGACGGUAUCAUGGUGGCGCGUGGUGACCUGGGUAUUGAGAUUCCGCCAGAGAAAGUGUUCCUCGCACAGAAGACCAUGAUCGCUCGCUGCAACAGGGUGGGCAAGCCAGUAAUCUGCGCCACCCAGAUGUUGGAGUCCAUGGUGAAGAAGCCCCGUCCCACUCGUGCCGAGAUCUCUGACGUCGCCAACGCCAUCCUCGACGGAGCCGACUGCGUCAUGCUGUCCGGGGAGACCGCCAAGGGAGACUACCCGCUCGAGUGUGUGCUAACCAUGGCUAAUAUUUGUAAGGAGGCCGAAGCUGCUAUCUGGCAUAGACAGCUGUUCAAUGAUUUGGUUGUUGAGGUCCGACCACCAAUCGAGCCGGCCCACUCAACAGCCAUCGCGGCAGUGGAAGCUUCAACCAAGUGCCUAGCCGCCGCCAUCGUGGUGAUCACCACCAGCGGCAAGUCCGCGCACCUGCUCAGCAAGUACCGUCCCCGCUGCCCCAUCAUCGCCGUCACCAGACACGCGCAGACCGCCAGACAGGCGCAUCUGUACCGCGGUGUACUGCCUAUUGUGUAUUCAGAGGCCGCAGCGGGAGACUGGCUGAAGGACGUAGAUAACCGCGUACAAAGCGGGCUGAAGUUCGGCCGCGCUCGCGGGUUCAUCAAGACCGGGGACAGCGUGGUCGUCGUCACCGGCUGGAAGCAGGGCUCCGGCUUCACCAACACCAUGCGUGUCAUCCAAGCGGAAUAAGCGCGCAGCACAAAGCUACAGGCGUAACAAAACAAUAAAAUAUGUUUAAGUAUUAGCUGCAAAGUGACAUUAAAGCGUGCAAUAUGGAGUUUCCCAUCAUAAAGUACCAAACCUCAUUUUUUAUACUGCCAUAGAGAAAAAGCGAUCAAAGAGGUUGAAAUCGAUUCUCAUUCCAGGGCAUUGCCCAGGUUUUUGUGAUAAUAGGAGACUCCAUAUACGUGAAGUGAUAUAUACACAUAUGUAUAAAAGAAUGUAUCUCGAAAUUUAUACAUUAGAGUUAGGCGUACAUAUUUAUUAUAUAAUAAUUUAUAUGUUGCAUGUUUGUGAAAUGAAAAUAAAGAUUUGAACGUA